AACUGCUAUUGACGCUGCACUGACGCAAGAUGAGAAGCGCGCGAAUGCGAACGACUUUAACGAUGAGGCCUUCUUCGACACAGAUCCGUCAAAGUUCAUGCUAGACGGACAGACACUUAUCCUUCCAAAUGUUCAGGCAACAGACCCGCUGAUGCACCGCAUCGAAUCGCUUCGUUUAUUCCUUGAGAACAAGUUGGGCGAGUCCGCACUGAUAGCUUCAUAUCGUCAAAUGAACAACAUAGCUGUCGACGACGACGAAGCGAUGCAGCGUGUGGCGGACAUGUUGCCCGAGGAGCAUCAGAGAUUUAUUCCCCUGAUUGCACAACUGAUUGUGUGUGAGGACGCAUUUAAUCGUCAUCUUCUACAGUAG
This is a messenger RNA of Trypanosoma cruzi, 370 nucleotides long. RefSeq names its product protein kinase, putative. The transcript has a single exon. NCBI's taxonomy places the organism in Eukaryota, Euglenozoa, Kinetoplastea, Trypanosomatida, Trypanosomatidae. The record is from RefSeq and is a predicted model, not a curated record. The annotation marks the transcript as partial.